AUGUCACCAAUGACGCUGGCCCUCAUCCUCGGUUGGUGGCUGGUGGAAGCAAGCAGGGCACAGGAUCUGCCCCGACCCUCCCUGUCGCUGCACCCCAGCCAGGGGGUGUCCCUGGGGGAUGCUGUCACCCUGCGCUGCCACCUGCCCCAGUUGGCUGCCAGGGUCUGGCUGUACCAGGAAGAACAUAGGAUAUACAUCAAUUACAAGUACAAGGAGCAGGACACUGCAGAGUUCUCCUUCUUGAACACAAAUUGGGAGCACACAGGUACAUAUAGGUGUCAGUACCAGGAGUCUUUGUCAGCAGAGGAAUCAGAGAAGAGAGAUCCUGUGGAGCUGGUGCUGACAGAUCGCAGAUUUCCCCCACCCAGCAUUUCCCUGAGCCCUGAGGAGCGUGUUGGGACAGGGACCAAUGUCACCAUCCAGUGCUGGAACAAGGACUAUGGGGCUGCCUUCCUCCUGCACAAGGAUGGGAGCUCAGCCACCAUCCAACGUCAGGACCUUGAUGUGCUGCCUCCAGAGCUGGAGGAGGACAUAAUUGGGCUGGAAAUCAAUUUUAGCAAAUUGAACCUCAGCCCAGAUUAA
Messenger RNA from Phasianus colchicus (ring-necked pheasant), 582 nucleotides. The record is from RefSeq and is a predicted model, not a curated record. Lineage: Eukaryota; Metazoa; Chordata; Aves; Galliformes; Phasianidae.